This is a messenger RNA of Alternaria ethzedia, 1389 nucleotides long. RefSeq lists its product as uncharacterized. Bases 1 to 1389 code for a protein of 462 amino acids. The transcript has a single exon. The record is from RefSeq and is a predicted model, not a curated record. Lineage: Eukaryota; Fungi; Ascomycota; Dothideomycetes; Pleosporales; Pleosporaceae.
AUGAUGUCAGGCAAUCCCAAGGCGACAUCGCCCACCCUCCACCUGUGGACUCUCGAUCCUGUCAUCCGCGAGCUUCAGUCAUGUCCAGCUGCUCGUGCAGCAGAGUUCGCAGAUCUCAUAAUCCCUGGCCGCGUCAACCUUCUUAGUGUUGAGAAUGGCAACGCUGUCCAGAGUUCUGCUACUGUUUAUGGUGCCUCCAAAGUCACUGACAUUCCGGAAUUGACACUGUACAAAACAGGCGCUGGUUGGCCACACCCGCGCUCACUGAGAAAGAUUCUGGAGAAGCACCAGUCGUGGGUCGACGAAGCGCAACUGUAUCCGCCUAGACCCCCUCCUCUUUCUCUCCGUUUCUUAGAAGGUGAGACAAGUCGGGAGAGUAUAGCUCGAACGCUUGUGGAAUAUUUGGACGAUCAACAAUAUGCCGUAUACGCAACGACGCUCUCCUUCCGAUCGCCUGUAAUAGACCGAUGUCUCAGACUAUUUCAGGGCGAGAACGAGGCUUCGAGUACGCUCACCCGGUCAUCCAUCGACACCACUUCGAUCAUGUCCUGUGGAGCUCUUCUUCCCUUGGAGGCAUCAGCCUUGAUGAGCACCAGCACCAUACACGUCAUUACCGGUGUGCGCGUAUACAUCGUGUACCCGCCUAUGCCACAUAAUCUGGCGACGCUGAACAAGUAUCUCAUAGAUCUUGCCGGAGAUGUCGCGCCAAACUACGCAAGUGUAUGCCAGGAGUUGGAGAACGGGAUCGCCUUCGUUCAGCGUGCCGGACAGGCUGUGACUAUACCGCCAUGUUGUCCAACGGUGGUGUUCGCAACCAAGACCAGUGCCGCUGUUACCGUCCGUUCUCGGUACGUGGAAGACUUGCCAUUGCGACUAGAGCAUCUCGAUAUCCUGAUGGCUCAGAUUGUAUCAAUACAGCUCGUAUGUCGGCAAACACCAGAAGAGUCAUUGGAAUACCACACCACACAGCUGUACAAGGACAUAACGACCGUUCUUAGAGCACUGGAGCCGAGUGGUGCCAAUCGCGCGUUGCUCUUAGCCUUGGGCGCUGUGUGGGAAAGGGAACACCCUCGUUUCCGUGGUCUCGUAGAAUUACAUGUCGAAAAAGCGCUGAGAGAGCAUAUUCGCCGGAAUGUCCCAAGAGUGUGGAGCCUAGCUGUUCAGAACCAAGGUCUCAGGCAUUGCCCUAUCUGCAAGGUGAGCAUUAAAGGUCUGCAUGUAGUGUUCAUCACCCACUUCCAAACAGAACACUGGGAUGUGGGCGAAUACACUCACCCAGACAAGGAGGAUUUGAUAUCUGUUGCGGGUGAGGGUUCGCGACAGCUCACUGGGGAUGGCGACAUGUCAGACGACGGCGAUCACGCUGACUCUCGUCUGACCGCCGGGUGA